This is a messenger RNA of Aspergillus melleus, 1683 nucleotides long. Its product is annotated as putative rhamnogalacturonase. The record is from RefSeq and is a predicted model, not a curated record. The transcript has 3 exons. Gene Ontology annotation, biological process: carbohydrate metabolic process. NCBI's taxonomy places the organism in Eukaryota, Fungi, Ascomycota, Eurotiomycetes, Eurotiales, Aspergillaceae. Bases 1 to 1683 code for a protein of 560 amino acids. Gene Ontology annotation, molecular function: carbohydrate binding; catalytic activity.
AUGAUGUAUUCUCUCUCUGCAUUGGGUGCUUUGGCCCUAUUCAGCGCUGGUACUGUCCAGGCGAAGCCGUUUCUUCAGAAAAUCAAUGACACCGCACACGUUAUUGGAAAUGAUCUCUGGAAUGUGACGAUCGGACGACAGUACGGCGUGAAGCUGUUCUACAAGGAUACGGAUCUGGUCGGUAAUGCUUGGGGCCACUACGUUAGCUAUAAUGGCGCCCAAUCCGACCUCAACUGGACAUCCGCCAGCAUCCACCACCGCGGCCCCAACUACCUCGACGUGAAAUUCACCGCCCUCGAAGGCGACUUCCACUGGGUGAUCUUCGACCAACUCGCCGGCGCAUACCAAUACUUCGUGAACCACGACCUUCCCACUCUCGGCGAAUUCCGAACCCUCUGGCGUCUCGACAACGGAUCCUUCCCGAACGGCCGCACAAACAUCAAGGACAGCCCACUCCCCGACCUCGCCGAGUAUCCUGUCUCCACGAAGGUGCAGGACGAGACGUGGCAGCGCGCCGACGGGUCUUAUAUCACCAAGUACGACUUUAGUGCGUGGGUUCGGGAUUUGGACUUUUAUGGUGUCUAUGGAGAGGAGUUCGGGUCGUGGUAUAUUAAUCCUGGGAAAGACUAUUAUAACGGGAAUCACCUGAAGCAGGAACUUACUGUGCAUCGCGAGAGCGCGACCGGUGAUGCUGUUCAGUUGAAUAUGAUUCAUGGGACGCAUUUUCAGGUCUCUGCGGUGGAUGAGUUCCCCGAUGGGAAGGUUUGGGGGCCGUGGUUGUGGUAUUUGAACGAUGGCUCAAAAUCCGACGCUGCAGCCCGAGCCAGGAAAGAGGAACAAGCUUGGCCCUACAAGUGGUUCAAGGAUGAGGCCUAUCACACCCGCGGCUCCGUGUCCGGACGACUGCUCCUCUCCGACGGCCGACCUGCCGCCGGCGCGUCUGUGUUCCUGGGCGAUAACAACCCCAGCAAGACGGCGCUAGACAUGGGCUCGGAUUACUACUACACCGAGAAAACAGACAGCCAAGGCCGCUUUACCUUCAAGCAUGUACGUGCGGGCGACUAUGGACUGCAAGCGUGGUCGGACGGGGGCAAGAUCCGGGACGUGACGACGUCGUUCCUGCAGAACGGUGUGACGGUGAAGAAGGACAAGCAAACCCAGCUAGGCAAGUUGCAGUGGAAGAUUUCUGAGCGGAAGAGGCUCUUCCAGGUGGGUGAUUUUGAUCGAAAGUCUUUGGGUUUCAAGCAUGGUGGGGCGCCGUAUCAGCAUGCUCUUGUUGAGGAGUGUCCUGAGGAUCUGGUCUAUACCGUUGGCAAGAGCAAGACCUCGGACUGGUGUUUUGGGCAGUCGGCGAAGGGCACUUGGAGUAUUAAGUUCCCGGUCGAUAAGAAGAACGCGAAAGCGUCUGCGUUGUUGACUGUCUCUUUGGCCGGGUAUUCAUCCGGUACCAAGUCGCGGAUUCUUUUGAAUGGAGACGCGGACAGCCCGAUCGGAAACCUGACGACUCUGCCGAAUGAUCCGGGCAUGUAUCGUUCUGCGACCACGGCGGGAGAGUGGCGGUUGUUCGAAUUUGACGUGCCAGAGGGGAAGCUGCGCGAGGGAUGGAACACGGUAGACUUUGAGGUGACGGAGUCGACGAAGUGGAGAGGAUUCAUGUGGGAUAGCAUUGUUUUCGAGGUUUGA